UCAGUCUCGCAUAAUUUCACUUGGUCAAGCACCAAAGUCUGGUCAUUUUCUCGUAUUUUUUUUUGCUUCCUUUGGUUGUUCCAAUUCUGAGAAGGAGUAAUUAAUUAAUUUCAGUGUUUAAACAAAUGGAUAAGCUGAAUUUUAUUAAAAAUGGAGUGAGUAGAUUGCCUCCUGGUUUUCGUUUCCAACCAACAGAUGAAGAGCUUGUGUUUAAUUAUUUGAAAUGUAAAAUCUUCUCAUGCCCCUUGCCUGCUUCCAUCAUUCCUGAGGUCAAUGUUUGCAAGUAUGAUCCUUGGGAUUUGCCAGGAGGUUGUGAUGAACAAGAGAGGCACUUUUUUAGCUCCAAGGAAGCAAAGUAUAGAAAUAGUAAUCGGAUGAGUAGAACAACAAAAUGUGGAUAUUGGAAGGCAACAGGGUCAGACAAAAAAAUUUCAUCUUCAACUUGUAAUGGCAUUGCAGGGCUAAGAAAAACUCUAGUUUUCUAUGAAGGGAAAUCCCCAAAUGGGUCUAGAACUGAUUGGAUCUUGCAUGAAUAUCGCCUCAUCAAUGUAGAAACUACUAACAACUCAGCUCAGAACUAUGGAAAUGAGAUAGGAGAAUGGGUUCUGUGUCGGUUAUCUGUAAGGAAAAGAAGUGGAUUAGAAUAUGGAAGCACUAGUACUCCUAAUUCAAGAUUAAUGUUUGAUUUUAUGAUGGUAAACAACAAGACAUGUUCUUCUACAUCCUCUUCAUGCUCAAGUUCCAGUAAUAACAUUGAGGUCUCUUCAAAUGUACAAGAUCAUGAACAAGACUAUGCUGAUCAUUUUUAACUAAGUAGUGAAUAUUCUUAAUCAGUUAAUUUCCAUUUCUUUGCUACAUCCAUUGAACGCCAGAGGAUUAUCCAGUGAUGUAUUAGAUGCUUGCAUAUUUCCUAGCUAUGAUUAAAAUAUUGUACUAAUAUGCUUAUCUCGUUCGCGUUUUUAAUUUAAUACUAGUGAUUUCAUUGAGCUCGAUGUGUUAUAAGCUCUGGAUUAAA
This is a messenger RNA of Medicago truncatula (barrel medic), 1015 nucleotides long. Its product is annotated as NAC domain-containing protein 83. Gene Ontology annotation, biological process: regulation of DNA-templated transcription. The transcript has 3 exons. Gene Ontology annotation, molecular function: DNA binding. Bases 126 to 809 code for a protein of 227 amino acids. The record is from RefSeq and is a predicted model, not a curated record. Lineage: Eukaryota; Viridiplantae; Streptophyta; Magnoliopsida; Fabales; Fabaceae.